This is a messenger RNA of Pogona vitticeps (central bearded dragon), 2598 nucleotides long. RefSeq names its product DDB1 and CUL4 associated factor 15 (gene DCAF15). Lineage: Eukaryota; Metazoa; Chordata; Lepidosauria; Squamata; Agamidae. Gene Ontology annotation, cellular component: Cul4-RING E3 ubiquitin ligase complex. Gene Ontology annotation, biological process: protein ubiquitination. The record is from RefSeq and is a predicted model, not a curated record.
GCGCGCGGGAGGUGGGGUGAGGGGCUUGUGGCGGCGGCGACGAACGGCAGAAGCGGUGGAGGAAAAUGGCGCCGAGCUCGAAAUCGGAGCGGGGCAGCGCCUCGGGAGGAAAGCGGGGUUCGGCAGAGACGGGGCGCGGCGGCAGGCGGGAGCAUGUGGUGAGGCAGCUCGAGCGGGUCAAGAUCACUGGGCAACUCUCACCUCGUCUGUUCCGUAAGCUGCCACCAAGGGUUUGUGUCUCCCUGAAGAGUAUUGUUGAUGAACAUUUCUUAUGUGCAGGGCACAUUUUCCUUGGCUUUUCUAAAUGUGGGAGGUAUGUCUUGUCCUACACUAGCAGCAGCGGUGAUGAUGAUUUUUCCUUCUAUAUUUAUCAUCUGUACUGGUGGGAGUUCAAUGUUCACAGCAAGCUAAAAAUGGUACGUCAGGUUCGAUUGUUCCAAGAUGAAGAAAUCUACAGUGAUCUAUACCUGACUGUGUGUGAAUGGCCCAGUGACCCUACCAAGGUCAUCGUCUUUGGUUUCAAUACCCGUUCAGCCAAUGGUCUACUCAUGAACAUGAUGAUGAGUGAUGAAAACCAUCGAGAUAUCUACAUUAGUACGGUUGCUAUGCCUCCUCUUGUGCACUGUUCCAGCUGCAGGGACAUGGCCAUUGCACAUUCAGGUGACCCAAAUGCCAAAUGUUUGCAGCAUGGGUUCAUGCUGCACACCAAGUACCAAGUGGUAUACCCUUUCCCCACAUUCCAGCCAGCAUUCCAGCUCAAGAAAGACCAAGUGGUGUUACUUAACACUAGCUAUUCUCUUGUGGCCUGUGCUGUUUCAGUGCAUACAUCAGAUGACAGCAGCUUCUCCCAAAUCCUUUAUGACAGGAGUCGCCAACCCUGGUCCCCUGCUGGUGAAGUCAGCCACACAGCUCUUGCAACUCAGUGCCCUGCAAGCUUGGAAGAAAGGCUAGAAAGAGACAGUUGCACUUGCCAGAGCAGUGAUGCAUUGCAGCAGCCUGCUGCUAUGCCUUUGCAGGACACAGAAAAUCACAUCUCACCAGCUGUAGCUAUGGCAAAGGAAUUUGUUGCAGACAUCUUCCGAAGGGCCAAGGAAGCCAAAGGCACAGUCCCAAUGGAGGAAGAGGCAGGUGGUGGGCUUGAGUGCCUUCUUGACUCCAGUGAAGCCCUGGACCAGGAUACUCUAGCCUCUUGGGAUCUACAAAAGCCUUCGGAAACUUGUGUGCACAGUAGUGGCAUUCACAGCUCCAUAUCAUCUGGGGCAGACAGCCUUUCUGAUGUUUCUGUCUCCCCCAAAGAGUCUUCCCCUGCCGGUGCUGAGCUGGAAAGCCAGCCAGCUGAGCCAGGCUAUGUGAACUAUACCAAACUGCGCUAUGUCUUGGAGCCCAGUGAUUCCUCUGAGGCAGAGGAUGAGUAUGAGGAUGACAAAAUCUCCUUGCCAUUUGUUGUGACAGAUCUGCGAGGAAGGAAUUUGAAGCCACUGAAGGAGAGAGCAGUUUGUCAGGGACAAUACUUAACCGUGGAACAGCUGACUCUAGAUUUUGAAUAUGUUAUUAAUGAGGUGAUCCGGAACGAUGCAUCAUGGUCUAAGCAGUUUUGCUCCUUCAGUGACUAUGACAUUGUCAUUUUAGAGGUAUGUCCUGAAACCAACCAGGUUAUUAUCAAUAUUGGACUCUUGCUCUUAGCGUUCCCUUCUCCUGAUGAAGAGGGACAGCUCAGGCCGAAGACCUAUCACACCAGCCUCAAAGUUGCUUGGGAUUUGAAUACUGGAAUCUUUGUCACUGUUAGUGUGGGAGACCUCACAGAAGUCAAAGGGCAGACCAGUGGCAGUGUGUGGAGCUCCUAUAGGAAAAGUUGUGUUGACAUGGUCAUGAAGUGGCUGGUGCCAGAGAGCAGUGGCCGCUACGUCAACAGGAUGACCAAUGAGGCCCUUCAUAAAGGCUGCUCCUUGAAAUUCCUUGCAGACAAUGAGCGUUACACAUGGAUUGUCUUAUGAGGCCUGGUUCGGAGACAAUGCCUACAUCAGUAGUUCAUUUCCUGCCAUAACUGUGUGUCAGAUUCAACUACCUCCUUGUUAAAAGUUGUUUUUAAUUUCCCCACCCCUUUUGACUAGACAGUGGCCCAGAUGACCUUCAGCAGAUUGGACCCGAUUUGUGGGUACAGCCACAUCAUCUGCUUCACAGGUAGCGUGGGAAAAACAGAUCUGGUCCAGAUGUUUUGGAAAACCUACCUCUUCUUGCACAUUAGAUCUAUGGAUUGGGCUGCACAGAUUCCAGCUGAGCUAGAAAGCUCCCUGAAAUGCAGGAAGCUGAAAACGAUUUGCUUCGGUAUGUCUAUCUGGAUUUUGUGAUGCUGCAAGGAGUCUUUAAGAGGUGAGAGUCUUGUGCAUGGUUUGCCCACCCCUGGUGCUAUACAGUGAUUGAUUCCAGGGAAGUUCUGUUUAAUGAGACCAAAAAAAAAACAAAACCCUUCUGUGUUCCAGGCUCUUCCUCCACCCCCACUGGAGGAUUCAUUUUCCCCUCUCAUGCAUAGAUGCCAUCCUGCUUUUUAAUUUGUCUUAGCAGGCAUUCUGAUUCCUGCAAUAAAACAUUUAAACUUGA